AUGUUUCUACUCCUCUACUGGCUGCGGAGGACUAUUACUUCUGCUGAGCUCGGGGCGUGGAGGGCUGUUUCUGCCACGCUUCAGUUUCACUACAACGGUGAGGGUCUGUCCAGCAGCUCUCCUCAUGAACUCUGGAAAACAGUGUUAAGUCCUGCUCCUAGUUCCCCGCUGAGCAAUCACUGUGCCAACGGGGAGUACAAGCAUAACCUGAAUGCUAAUCAUAUCACACAUUCGAAAGCAAAGGCUCAAAGUGUGCCUGCUGUCCUCCCUGUGUUUGAACUGCUUUGCCACUCUGUGUUCGUGUUUGAACCAACCUGGUUGCCUUCAUUCCUAGCGCUUUCCCAGAAGCAGCAGGGGUCGGCGGGGUUAGCUCUGAGCCUGGCCACCUCAUCCUGGGGGUUUCCUAGCAGCAGAGUAUCCGAAAAUGGUGAGAAAAAUGUGCCACUGUACAAACGUGCUUUGGCCGUGGUCUCGAGCCUCAACUUGGACAGAGAGCAGAGCCAGGACUUGGAAGUGGAGAUACUACUGGUGAGUGGGCGGCCCAAUGCCAUCCUUCAAGCACUGCGAAUUCUUAUGGUCAGACAACAGUGGGAUAAGGUCACUGAGGUGGCUAAGAAUUUCUGCAAACAAAGUCCACUGCUGAACAAGGAAAUAUUCAGUGCAUUACUUUGUGAAGUGGCGCAACACAGAGAACUGGAUCCUUACCUGGAGCUGCUGUGGUCACUGUGUCCUGAAGACAUCACUGUGACUAAUAUUCUCAACAUAGUUCUAAAAAAUCUGCCCUCUCAAAAAGCAAAUUCAUCCUCAGCUUUCCCCCUAUCCACUACAGCCUCGUCUUCCCCGCCACCAUUUGCAGACCCCCGGAGCAGCCAGCUGACCAUCGGGCUGCUCAAACCUCUGCUUCGAAAAGUACUGGAAAGAGAGACUAAAAGUAACCAGGGCUAUGUGGACAUCCUCCAGUCGCCAUCGUACCCCCCUCCUGCCCUCCCCCGGCUGCCCCUGGAGCGCUCAGAGUCCGAUCAGGGCAUCACCUCCGCUGGUGUCAAUGAAUCACAGGAACAACCACCGGUGUUGGAUAAAUCAUGA
Molecule: messenger RNA, 1086 nt
Organism: Knipowitschia caucasica
Lineage: Eukaryota; Metazoa; Chordata; Actinopteri; Gobiiformes; Gobiidae
Source: the annotation of a GenBank genome assembly